AUGGAUAAAUUGUUUAUUUUAUUAUUUUUGUCUAUUUUCUCGUCUUGUCAACUGGCGUCGGGAUCUCCUUCACUAAUUUACAACAGCAAUAGUGGCGGCCAGGGGUGUUUCCAUCCGAAAUAUAACAAAGGAAUCAAAGGCGUGAAAUCUGCACCAAGGGUUUGGGAAUCUGAAAAUAUUGUCUUGCCAAAGGAAUGGGACUGGAGGAAUGUGUCAGGAGUUAAUUAUGUCAGUACAACAAGGAAUCAACACAUCCCACAAUAUUGUGGCUCCUGUUGGGCGAUGGGAUCGACUAGUGCUCUGGCCGACAGGAUCAACAUCAAAAGAAAAGCUGCCUGGCCAUCUGCCUAUUUGUCGGUCCAAAAUGUCAUUGACUGUGGAGAUGCUGGGUCAUGCUUUGGGGGCGGUGACCUUGGCGUUUAUGAAUAUGCGCAUAAAUUAGGGAUCCCUGAUGAAACUUGUAAUAACUAUCAAGCUAAGAACCAAGAAUGCAACAAGUUUAAUCAGUGUGGUACGUGCUUGUCGUCCAGUUCGUGCUUCCAACUGAACAACUACACAAGAUGGAUGGUCGGCGAUUAUGGAUCCAUUGACGGUAGGGAUAACAUGAUGAAAGAGAUUUUCACCAGGGGUCCACUUAGUUGUGCCAUAAUGGCCACAGAUAAGUUUGAGGCCUACACCGGUGGUGUAUAUUCUGAACAUCACUAUUUUACGUUUAUAAACCACAUAAUAUCAGUGGCUGGCUGGGGUGUGGAUAAGGAAACAGGCACCGAAUUCUGGAUUGGUAGAAACUCCUGGGGCCAACCUUGGGGUGAGGAUGGCUGGUUUAAAAUCGUUACCAGUUUGUUCAAGGGUGGCUCCGGUAACAAGUACAACCUUGGCAUUGAGUCAAUGUGCGCCUACGCAGACCCCAUUGUUAAGUGA
This is a messenger RNA of Helobdella robusta, 921 nucleotides long. RefSeq lists its product as hypothetical. The transcript is spliced from 7 exons. NCBI's taxonomy places the organism in Eukaryota, Metazoa, Annelida, Clitellata, Rhynchobdellida, Glossiphoniidae. The record is from RefSeq and is a predicted model, not a curated record. Gene Ontology annotation, cellular component: lysosome. Gene Ontology annotation, molecular function: cysteine-type endopeptidase activity. The coding region runs from base 1 to 921 and encodes 306 amino acids.